CGCACACCCACCGGCCGCUCGUGCUCACGGUGCCGUUGCCAUCACGGCGGCUCCAUCUCCUCCUCCCCGGCUCUAAUCCCCGCAGACCGCGGGAGCCGGAGCGGCAGCGAGCACGAGUCGCUUCGUUCACGCUGACUUGGUGCACCCUGCGUCCACUCUGGAGGAGAUGGGUCGCAAGGAAGAGGAGGACAGCGGAUCCUGGAAAAAACAGACGAGCAACAUCCGGAAAACCUUCAUUUUCAUGGAGGCCCUGGGAUCAGGUGCCUUUUCAGAAGUUUUCCUGGUGAAGCAAAGAAGCACUGGCCAGCUCUUUGCUCUGAAAUGCAUCAAGAAGUCUCCGCUCACAAGGGACAGCAGCUUGGAGAAUGAAAUAGCAGUGUUGAAAAAGAUAAAGCAUGAAAACAUUGUGACUUUAGAAGAUAUUUAUGAGAGCACAACCCACUUCUACCUGGUCAUGCAGCUGGUGUCCGGGGGAGAGCUGUUCGACCGCAUUUUGGAACGGGGAGUUUAUACCGAGAAAGACGCCAGUGUGGUGAUCCACCAGGUCCUGACCGCGGUCAAGUACCUCCACGAAAACGGCAUCGUUCACCGCGACCUGAAGCCUGAAAACCUUCUUUACCUCACUCCUGAGGAGAACUCCAAAAUCAUGAUCACGGACUUCGGCUUGUCUAAAAUGGAGCAGAACGGCAUCAUGUCCACCGCUUGUGGGACUCCUGGCUACGUUGCCCCUGAAGUGCUUGCCCAGAAGCCAUACAGCAAAGCCGUAGACUGCUGGUCCAUUGGAGUCAUCACCUAUAUCCUGCUCUGCGGGUAUCCUCCUUUCUACGAAGAGACCGAAUCCAAACUGUUUGAGAAGAUUAAGGACGGCUACUUCGAGUUUGAGUCUCCGUUUUGGGACGACAUCUCUGCGUCAGCCAAGGAUUUCAUCAGCCAUUUACUGGACAAGAACCCGAGCACGAGGUUUACCUGUGAAGAAGCCCUGCGGCACCCAUGGAUUAAUGGAAACACAGCCCUUCACCGUGACAUAUACCCAUCUGUCAGCGCUCAGAUCCAGAAAAACUUUGCAAAGAGCAAAUGGAGGCAAGCUUUCAACGCCGCAGCCGUCGUGCACCACAUGAAGAAGCUCCACAUGAACGGUCACGCAGCAGCCGAAAGCGCCAUCCCUGUCAUAAAAGUCAUGGAGGCGUCCAGACCCAACACACCCAUGGUGGCCACCCAGCCAGCAACGCCAAACGAGGACAAGGAUGCGUCUGUCCCUCUGGUCCCCACGCAGGGCUGCCCAAACCCUCCCCAGGAGCAGGACAUGGGAACGAGGGAGGAAAAGCCGCAAAGCCGCUCGGAGAACAAAGCGUUGCCCGCGGGCGGCAGCCUGGUCCUGCCCGACAACCACAGCCCACCCACCAGAACGUCUUGCGGCUGCGGCCCAGCCUGCGUGGGGCACGAGAAAACCAAGUCGUCCUUCUGCUCCGAGACGGUGCUGCUUAAAAAGUCCGCGAAAUCCCAUCAUUUCAAAUCAGAAGUCCUUGUUCCAAUGAAAACCAGUAAACACUCUUCUCACUGUGGCACUGGGCAAACUGGAGUUUGUUUGAUUAUGUGAUAAGGAGGCACCAUGGGGCUCCCCACAUCGCCAGCGAAACAGAAGGGCUGUUUUACUCUUUUCUGCACUUCAAAGCCAGGCACGAGCGGAAGCAAGAAAGGAGGUUGUGUCCCGCCGCCUCGGGCGGGCAGCAGCGCCCCAGAGAGCAGCGACCGACUGCGGACGUGCGCCCCAGGAUCCCAUCCACGCUGCGACCUCGGGCUGGUUCUAGGUUGUUAAAGCCGGGAGAAGGCAAGGGAAAGUCUGAGGCUACUGCUAGCACAUUCAGUGUAUAUUACCCAUACGACACCGCUCAGUGCUAUAAGCUUUUGUUUUCUGUAUACUGUUUAGUUGUCUGACGCAUAGUAAGUACACCACACAAUGUAAAUCCCAUUAAACCAAAGCCAUGCAGAGUGCUAUUCAGUGGCAGCUCAGUUAGUUUGACAAUCUGCAGCCUAUCCUCCUCAGAUUUUGGUUAGUUCCAGGCUUUGGCACUCUGAAGUUCAGCAUCAACCAGCUGCCCAGUUCUCACUUGAGCUACAAAAGGAGAGACAACCUGCUAGCAACCUCCAUAUGUCUGAUAAUAAUCACAGCAAGGUCUGAAUUCCCUGCUUCCAAGCCUGUAAUUGCACAAUAAAUACUUGCUUAAUAAAGCCAAGUUUUGUUUUGUAAA
Molecule: messenger RNA, 2249 nt
Organism: Columba livia (rock pigeon)
Lineage: Eukaryota; Metazoa; Chordata; Aves; Columbiformes; Columbidae
Gene: CAMK1G
Product: calcium/calmodulin dependent protein kinase IG
Exons: 13
Coding region: 167-1597 (476 amino acids)
Biological process (GO): peptidyl-serine phosphorylation
Cellular component (GO): intracellular anatomical structure
Molecular function (GO): calcium/calmodulin-dependent protein kinase activity; ATP binding; calmodulin binding
Source: RefSeq, a predicted model, not a curated record